CACAUUUUUGGGCGAGGCUUCUUAAAAACCAUGUGUCCUUAGGGAAAAAGGUGUUAAAUUUCUUCAGCUCAAACCAGCGGUAUUGUAUAUUUUAGGCAUGUGGUACCAUCUACAAGAUGUCUGGAUAUAGCCAUUUUAUCCUGAGCUUCUGUAUUCUAGGAUACAUUUUCGACAGUUCCAGGGCUUGGCAUGUUCAGAUGCCAAGAAAUAUCAAAGGAUUGGUGGGUUCUUGUCUUGUCAUCCCUUGCCAUUUUGAUUACUACCAGCAUCCACCUCCGAGACCAAAUCGUGUGGUUUGGUACCAGUAUGUGAGCAGAGGAUAUCCUUUGGUUUAUGAUGACAUGCACCCAAAAAGUGUCAUUGACAGGUUUAGAGGAAGAACAUCAAGGGUAUAUGUUUACAGCAAGGGGGGAUGCAGUCUUAAAAUCAACCCAGUGAGGUGGUCUGACCACAGACAGAAGAUUUACCCCUGGAUAGAUCCAGAGAAUGUUGGGAGAGGAACCUACCGAUUCUUUGAUACAACUGUAACAAUUGAAGUAGUGGACAGGGCAGAGGAACCAAAUAUUAUGAUCUAUGGCAAUGCAAGGGUUGGACAGUCCGUGACAGUGCAAUGCACUGUUUAUCACACCUGUCCCACUAAUCCGCCCACUCUGAGUCUUAACAUCCCAAGUGCAACUCCGAGCUCCAUUAGUAACAGCAUAUACAAAACUACUUUGACGACCACAUUGAACAUAGACAGAGACCUCCAAACUGUGGAGUGCACUGCCAAACACUUCGGUGGUCACACUAUAAGAGCUACUAAAAUAUUAAAUGCAGAAUGCUCCUUUUCACCCUUGACAAUCCAACCACUAUCCACAAAUGAAUUUCUUGAAGGCCAGGCAAGUAAAGUAACCUGCACUGCCUCAUACACAUGUGCAAAAGAUGUACCAACUCUCAGAUGGAACUAUGGUAGUAUGCCAGCCUCCACUGACACCAGCCAGAGAAGAAGAGCUCAGUGGACGACUGUCUCUACACAUUCACGGCAUCAGCGAAUGAUGAUGGACGCUCCCUGAAAUGCUAUGCACAAUUCACUGGGGGUCAGAGGCAGGAAGUGAGCAUCACCCUACGGGUUAAGAGAAAUAUGCUCUCUCGUGGUUGGUCCUUCACCACACCUGGCAGCAUCACAGGCAUGAGAGGCUCAUGUAUCAUCGUUCCUUGCAGCUUCUCCUACAGCACCUCCCAGCCUGCUAACCUCAGAGUUAUAUGGUACUUGUUCCAGAUCAAUGGAUACCCACCUGUGUUUGACGAAAGACAGACCGUUUUUAGUAAGUUUAGGGGGAAAACCAGCUUGAUUGGAUCAGUGACGGAGAGGAAUUGUAGCCUUAAGAUUGAUAGGCUGGAGAUGUCGCACAACCAGGACAGAAUUUACCCAUGGGUGGACAAGAACCCUAUUACCUCCUACCACACAGUGGGUCACACUUUUUAUGACAAAACCUCUCUACUUAUUGUUUCAGACCAUGCACAGGAACCUCAACUAAGCAUCGUUGGUAUUCCCAGGGUGGGAGAGCAGAGCCAAGUGUCCUGCAAUGUGCGCCAUACUUGUAUCUCUGCUCCCCCUGUCUUGACCCUAAAUGGUCUAUCUGGAUCAGACCGCACUGUGGACACUCUGGUGUCUGAUGGGAUUUGGGAAAGGAAAGUAGAGAGAAUUUGGACUGUAAAAGAGCAGGACCAGAGCGUGAAGUGUACUGUUAGAUACCAGGGUGGUCAGCAAGCCACAAGUGAGCUCAAGCUGAAUGUUGAAUGUCCGUACGAAGAAAUCAAAAUGACUGAGAAGCCAGGCGAGGCCACAGAGGGUGUGGCAAACAGCGUCAUUUGUUCUGUUUCCUACAAGUGCAAGAAAAAUACACCAACUAUUGUGUGGAACUACAAAGACAUGCAGAGUUCAUUAAAUACCAAAAUGAUCUCCACCGAUACCUAUAACACAGUGUCAAAUCUAACCUUUAUUGGCUCUCUUGGGGAUGACGGAAAAUCUUUGACCUGCACUGCUCAGUUUAUCACUGGGGAGACCUCAGACUCUGCAACCAUUAGUAUAAAAAAAUAUGAGAAACCAGUUGAAGAAAUAGAUCCACAUGAAAGUGACACGUUCCACAUUCUGGCUGCUGAUGUCCCUUUCAGAUUCAGCGCCCUGACAGACUCCUGUGUGGUGAUUCCCUGCAGCUUUCAGUAUGAGGAAGAUGUGCCCCUCACACGUGGCAUUUGGUCCAAAAAAACUGGAGGCAUUGUUUACCAUAACGGCCGGAGCCAAGUGCUUGACCAUUUCAAGGACCGAACCAGAUUAUUAGGAGAUCUAAAUGAGGGAAACUGCUCAUUAGAGAUUGAUAAUAUCAAGCCUUUUGACAAUGGCCCAUUCUGUUUCCAUGCAGAGAAAGGAAAUGACAAAUACAGAUUCAACAAUAGCUGCGUGUUUAUUGUUAUGAAAGCUUCCCUAGAAAAACCAGUGAUGACCCAAGUCCCGAAAGAAGUCGAGGCUGGCUCCACCAUUAGUGUCUCGUGUUCUGUGACACACACAUGCCCAUCACAUCCUCCAGUGUUCUCAUGGAGUGUCCCUAACCUCACCAGUGCGGUCUCACACACCGGGUUACCGGGUUCACGGGGCAGCUGGGAGACGACCUCCACCAUCACUUUCAUGGCUGCUGGAGGAGACGGGGAGAAAAGCCUAACCUGUACUGCCACCUCCUGGCGUGAGAAGCAACAAGCCAGCACAGUCAAGCUGACUGUGAAAGGAUCACUGAUGUACCAGUUAAGAAGCUCUCUCCCAGUAUCCAUUCCAGUCUCAGCUCUAGUGCUGAUUGUAAUUAUCUUAGCUGCAGUGUUUGGAGUGAUCAUCUGUAGGAAAAGGAAGCACUCGCAGACACCGCCACCUCGACCAGAGAAAAGGCGAUCACUCUGGGAUAGAUUAUCCAGGAGAAACUAUGAAGGCAGGGAGAGACCUCCAAGGCCGGAAAAACGGAGGUCCAUUUGGAGCCGCUUUUCACGUCGAGCAGAGGAUGGGUUUGUUGGGUGGCAAAAGGAGUUGAAAUCCAGACGCCGAGAUGACACUGUGGAGCUCAGCCUUGGCCAUUUAAACAACACCACUACUGUUAACUCUUCCAACCAGAUAUCCAAACCACGCUUCCCAUCCCCAAAGGAUAAACGGAGACCACCUCGCUCUACCAGGCCUGAGGAUUACCAUGUGUAUGACAACUAAUCUUGAGUUCUUCAAGACAUCUUGGACACAUCACAUGCUUCCAGGACCACGUUGGUGUUUUAUUAUUUUAUGAUGUCAAUCAAUGCUUCAUUUAUAGAAUGUAUAUCAGCUGCGACUUAUUUUCUUACAUUUAUGCUUAUGCUAAGUGCACGGUAGUGAGCAGUUUGCCCAUCAUGAAUCUUUGUACACAUCCCUAUGCUUACCUGCAACAAGUUUAAAACUACGUAUUCUCAAUAUAUGACACAAACAGCAGAUAUAUUUUUUGUAUUUUUAACGUUUAGAGAAACUGAGAAUUAAAUCAUUAAAAUUAAUUAAAAACACUCAAAGGAAACAAAGAAAAUAGACUUUUGUCAGUCCUUUGUCUUUUUGUCAGUAACAUUGAAAUGUUUCUGUUCAUUCCAAAAUUAUUUCUAAUAAUUUGAAUUUUUAAAGGUUUCAUGAUAAACAUACUUCAAUACUGAAUAACUGAAUUUGUGCACCUGUUUAAUAAAUGUGAUAAUAAAUAUGCUUUGCUCUUCUAAA
This is a messenger RNA of Larimichthys crocea (large yellow croaker), 3748 nucleotides long. RefSeq names its product myelin-associated glycoprotein. NCBI's taxonomy places the organism in Eukaryota, Metazoa, Chordata, Actinopteri, Sciaenidae. The transcript has 21 exons. The record is from RefSeq and is a predicted model, not a curated record. Bases 1121 to 3226 code for a protein of 701 amino acids.